GAUCGGAGUAGCUCCAACCAGUAUAAAUAUGAGACCCCCUCCCAAAGUCUGCAGGUCAUUCUAAGGAGAACGGACACCUGGGAUUUCUUACUGAAAAUUGAACGUUUUUGAUUGGUCAACAUGAUGUUUCAAGGCCUGGCAAUGUGCCUCUGCGUGGUGCUUAUGACAUCUACGCAUGCGCGUCCAAGUCCAACCGAACGGCUUGAGAGCGAACUACUGGGACUUUUGAGGCGCAUGGGACAAAAUGCAGGUCCACCAUCAAGCCAACCAGCGGGAAAGGGAGGACCACCUCCUUGCCCAGAGGGCACAACCUGUCCACCUCCUUGCCCAGAGGGUGCCACAUGUCCACCACCACCACCACCACCACCAUCAUCAAACCAACCAGCGAGAAGAAAUGGUGGACCACCACCAUCAAACCAACCAUCGCGAAAUGGUGGACCACCUCCUUGCCCAGAGGGCACGACCUGUCCACCUCCUUGCCCAGAGGGUAUCACAUGUCCACCACCACCACCACCACCAUCAAACCAACCAGCGAGAAGAAAUGGUGGACCACCACAAUCAAACCAACAGGCGGGAAAUGGUGGACCACCACCAUCAAACCAACCAGCGGGAAAUGGUGGACCACCUCCUUGCCCAGAGGGCACGACCUGCCGACCUCCAUGCCCAGAAGGCGAGACUUGUCCACCACCACAAACGACGCAAGCUCCGACUAAACGUGACCAACUCAUCAUGGACAGUUUACGUUACCUCCUGAGUGAGCAGGAUGGUAAAGGCGCUAGAGGCCAAAAACGGCCACCGAAGAAGCAAGAAAAUAACAAACAGGGGCCUCCCCCACCGCCUGAAGGUGACAAGCCAGCUGGAUGUGAAGGCGUAGACUGCCCUCUUUCCUCGCCUCCUCCACCAACCAAUGGUAUCAGUCAUUCGCCUGCCCCACAGCCCGAAGGCGGUUCACCACCAUGCGAAGGGGAAGGUUGUCCACCCCAACAAUCAACCACUGCCCUACCACAACCUCAGCUCGAAUCAAAGAGUAAAGUAUUGUUCGCCCGUCGACUCCUUGAUCUCCUUAGCGGGUUCAGAAAGUAAACAUUCGAUAGCAAGAACAAUCAUAAAACACGUGAUCGUUCAGUAAUCGUGUCACUAAGACAUACCAAUAUCAAAGUGAACCUUCACUGAACAAGCGUGGAAUUCUCAAUACGAAACUGGAUUUGACAUCGGAUCGAAGAAUUGACUGAUGAACUGUGUGUUGUUGUUUUUUGUCUAUCGUUUAAUUGUUUUUUCUAUAAUUACUUUUUUUGUAUGGUUGCUAUGAAUUUUGAGUCAGGA
This is a messenger RNA of Mya arenaria, 1323 nucleotides long. RefSeq lists its product as uncharacterized. The record is from RefSeq and is a predicted model, not a curated record. The transcript is spliced from 3 exons. Bases 121 to 1083 code for a protein of 320 amino acids. NCBI's taxonomy places the organism in Eukaryota, Metazoa, Mollusca, Bivalvia, Myida, Myidae.